Messenger RNA from Sparassis crispa, 1113 nucleotides. Its product is annotated as Diacylglycerol O-acyltransferase 2B. Gene Ontology annotation, molecular function: diacylglycerol O-acyltransferase activity. Gene Ontology annotation, cellular component: endoplasmic reticulum membrane. Bases 1 to 1113 code for a protein of 370 amino acids. Lineage: Eukaryota; Fungi; Basidiomycota; Agaricomycetes; Polyporales; Sparassidaceae. Gene Ontology annotation, biological process: triglyceride biosynthetic process. The transcript is spliced from 14 exons. The record is from RefSeq and is a predicted model, not a curated record.
AUGGAAGCCCGGAGAGCCUUUUCUUCGGCAACGCGCUCCUUGUCCUCUUCUUCUCUCAGAGAACGCCUCUCCAGCCUCACCACCACCCCGCUCCGCCCCGUCACAGCCCUCAAGACAAACAUUGACUUUGUGCCGGCCAAGAUACCCCGCAAGAGACGGUUUCAGACACUCGCAGUUGCCAUCUGGUCAACGAGCAUCGUCUGGUGCACCUUCGUCUUUUUGAUCCUCCUUUCGUAUCCCCCACUGUGGCCGUUUCUCGUAGCGUACCUCAUAUGGGCAUUUUACGUCGACCGGAGCCCUGAGAAUGGGGGCCGAAUGAGCCCAAGGUUCCGUUCGUCGUGUUUCUGGCAGUAUUUCGCCGACUACUAUCCUGCUUCGAUGCUGAAGACAUGCGACCUCCCGGCGGAUAGACCGUAUGUCUUUGGGUACCAUCCGCACGGUAUCAUCGGCAUGGGUGCUAUAUGCACAUUCGCCACCGAGAGCACAGGCUUCUCAGAGAGCUUCCCCGGAAUCAGCCCUCAUCUCCUCACGCUGGAGACGAACUUCCGCGUUCCGUUCUACCGCGAAAUCAUGCUCGCCAUGGGCGUGUGCUCCGUGAGCAAGCGCUCCUGCGUGAACAUCCUUAAGGGCGGCGCCGGGCAGGCUAUCACGAUCGUCGUUGGCGGCGCGGCGGAGAGCCUCAGUGCGCGCCCUGGGACUGCAGACUUGACACUGCGGAAAAGAUUGGGAUUCAUCAAAGUCGCGAUUCAGCAAGGGGCCGAUCUCGUGCCGGCGUUUUCGUUCGGCGAGAACGAUAUCUACCAGCAGAUGGCGAACGAGAAGGGCACAACCGUCUAUGAGCUACAGAAGAAAUUCCAGAACGUGUUCGGUUUCACGUUACCGCUGUUCCAUGGGCGCGGGAUGCUCAACUAUAAUCUCGGCCUCAUGCCGUACAGGCGGCGCAUCGUCGUGGUUGUGGGCCGCCCCAUACACGUAGAGAAGUGCGACAAGCCAACAGUAGAGGAGAUCACGCACGUACAGACACAGUACAUAGAGGAACUCAUGCGGAUCUGGCACACAUACAAAGACGAGUUUGCGCGGACGCGAAAACGGGAGCUAAGCAUUAUCGAGUGA